AGUUCUGGCUUUUCUUUCACGCCACUCUCUAAUCGCUCUCUCUCUCUCUCGCUCGCCUCCCCUUCCGCCGAUCGUCAUCUCCACCUUCGAGUUUUUUUCCUCUCUCCGGGCUUUACGUUUCACACCAGAUGUCUGUUGAUCUCUGCAAGAAGAAUCCAUCUUUCCUUUGGUGCGACUGCGGUUAUAUGAGCAGGGGGAGGUUGUGGUGCUUUCAGAUAAUCUUGUUCAGGCACUGGACUUAGACGUUCUCUCACCUCGUCUAGUGCUCUUUUUCUUUCUCUUUUCUUCUCUUCUUUUCCUGGCUUCUCUGCAACUUUUCUACUUGAUUUUGAUUAGAAAGUAUUCGCUUCUGCUGUUCCUGUUACUGUGACGUGACCUUUCUGCAAAAAAACUCCCACUUUACAUACUGGUGAGGAGUUUCCCGAGGAGAGUGCAAGUUUUCCCCUUUGGAUCAGCCAAUGGGGAAAACUCAGCUUGCUCCUGGAUUUCGGUUUCAUCCGACUGAUGUUGAACUCGUGAGAUAUUACUUGAAGAGGAAAGUGAUGGGGAAAAAGCUCCUCGUCGAUGCAAUUGCUGAACUUGACAUUUACAAGUUUGAACCCUCCGAUUUACCUGAUAAGUCCUACAUAAGAAGUGGGGAUCUCAAGUGGCACUUCUUCUGCCCGAGAGAAAAGAAAUAUGCAACUGGAGUUAGGGCCAACCGAGCGACUGAGUGUGGUUACUGGAAGACCACCGGGAAGGAGAGACCCGUUCUGUGCAAUGCUGAAGUUGUGGGAAAGAUCAAAACUCUGGUUUAUCACUUUGGUAAGUCCCCUCGUGGUGAGCGGACUGAUUGGGUUAUGCAUGAAUACAGGCUCGAGGACAAGGUACUGACACAGAAGAAUGUCCCUCAGGAUACAUAUGUCCUGUGUGUUCUAUUCAAGAAGGAUGGACCGGGACCUAGGAAUGGAGCUCAAUAUGGAGCUCCGUUUAAGGAAGAGGACUGGAGUGAUGAGGAACAACAUACUGAUGUUCCUGCUAUCAACAAUCCCGCAAACCUUGAUGUGCCUAACAAUGAAACCUGUCUGGUUGUGGGAUCCUCUCAUGACGCUAAUAAGGAUUGUUUUGGUGGCAUGAUAUCAGAAUCUUGCGUUUCUGAUUUCCUACCUGCUACAACUACUACUACUACCUGCGAGGUUCCACAUCCGAAUGAUGCAGCUAACACUCCUAUGUCUGCUGCGCCACUUUUUGAUUUUAAUAGCACUGCAUCUCUGGAACAAACCCUUCAGGCUCCCAACAACGAUGAUGACAUAUAUUCAAUGUUGGAUCUCUUUGUUGAUGAGGAUGAGUACUUGCGUUUCAGUGAGCCAAACAACAACGAGGUAAGACAUGAUCCAGGUGUUUCAGCUCCCGUUUGCGUAGAAGUAGGAGAAGGCAUAUUCAGUGAACUGCCAGACUUGAGCAAUAUGCAUUACAACGGCGUGCCAAGUACACCCUCUUACGACCUAGUUGAAAACUCGGAGUUCUACAUAGAGCUACAGGAUCUCAUUGCUCCAUUAUCAACACCUCAAAUUGGGAAUGCCAGUGACUCGAACAGUCCCGGCUCUAACCCAUGGCGAGUAGGGCGACCACCCUUGGUCUAACACCCAGUUUUCCUUUUGUUUGUAAUGUUUCGAAAUUUUAUAGAAAUAGCUCUCUAUUAUCCUUUUUUUUUUUUAAAACAUCAAACCUUGAUAUAUUAUCUAUUUUUAUCUAAACUUAUUUUGUA
Messenger RNA from Eutrema salsugineum, 1747 nucleotides. RefSeq names its product NAC domain-containing protein 82. Gene Ontology annotation, biological process: regulation of DNA-templated transcription. The transcript is spliced from 5 exons. Gene Ontology annotation, molecular function: DNA binding. Lineage: Eukaryota; Viridiplantae; Streptophyta; Magnoliopsida; Brassicales; Brassicaceae. The record is from RefSeq and is a predicted model, not a curated record. The coding region runs from base 459 to 1622 and encodes 387 amino acids.